Messenger RNA from Paramecium sonneborni, 973 nucleotides. NCBI's taxonomy places the organism in Eukaryota, Ciliophora, Oligohymenophorea, Peniculida, Parameciidae. The record is from the annotation of a GenBank genome assembly.
CUUAAUCGUGUUGAGAUUCUUAAAUUUUUAUUGUGGUUGAAUCUAUAAUGAUUUUGUAAGUCUAUCAUUAAUACACUUUAGAACUUGUUAAGUGGAUGGAUAAAUGGCUUCCAAUAUAUUACAUAAUUGCUCAUAUCAUUUUGGAUUGGCUAGGAGAGUAGUUCAGAAUUAGAUAUAACAUAACAUUAUUUAUACAUCUGAAUGUAUAAUUGUUAAGAAAAAUACUUACUGAGUUUGUUGUAUAAUUUUUCGUUUAAAUUGUAAGAUCUUAUCCUAUAUAGUUAAAGUAAUUUAACCCAAAUUAUAUGACUAUUAAUUCUGUAUUUCGGAUGAUAGGAAAAACCAUCUAUUAGUGUGAAUUCUAAUGAAUUAAUAACAGAAAUUUUAAUAAAUUGUAACAGUUAAUAGUAUUCCUUAGAUGUAAGUUUUGAGAUAUUAUAAAAAGGUUAUAAAAUAUAUAGAAAGAAGAAGAAUAUAAUCAGAAAAAGUAGUGAUCUAUUAAUAAAAGGAUCUAAGGUGAUUGAAUAACAAAUAUAAAAUAUUUUAGAUGAAACUUAACAAUAGAAAUUAUUAUUGUAAACAAAUGAUCAAUAUAAAUUGAGUUCAGAUAAAAAAUUCACUGAACUGAUAGUUCAUGAAACUAUAGAAACAAUUGAAUUUAUUUUAGGUGUGAUAUCAAACAAAGGUAGUUACUUAAGUUUGUGGGGAUUGAGUCUUGCUGAUUCUGAGUUAGCAGAUAUGUUUUAUUGUUUAAUUUUAUAAAGUUCUAUGAUAGAUUGAAGAUAAAAUGGGUAGAUUAUUAGAAUUAACAAAGGUAUUACUAAUAAGAUAUUCAAUUUUGGCUUUAGUGAGUUUUUAAUUAUUGAUUUGAAUAGAUACUAUGGAAUGUUCUUGACAUUAUUUAAGAUUUAAAUAGGUAAGAAAUGAAAUUAAAAAAUAAAAUGUAGAAUUGCAGAAUAAGUUUAUAAGGGAG